This is a messenger RNA of Anguilla rostrata (American eel), 1238 nucleotides long. Its product is annotated as TIMELESS-interacting protein-like. Bases 209 to 889 code for a protein of 226 amino acids. NCBI's taxonomy places the organism in Eukaryota, Metazoa, Chordata, Actinopteri, Anguilliformes, Anguillidae. Gene Ontology annotation, biological process: replication fork arrest; replication fork processing; DNA replication checkpoint signaling. The transcript has 8 exons. The record is from RefSeq and is a predicted model, not a curated record. Gene Ontology annotation, cellular component: replication fork protection complex; nucleus. Gene Ontology annotation, molecular function: DNA binding.
UGCCUCGACGAGGAGCAUCUGCUUCUGAGGAGCUGCAGGCCACGCAGCUUUGUGGGCUGAAGGUGUCUCAGCCCCAGCCAGUGCAUGGCAGUUAUGAGCCUGCAAAGAGCAAAGAGUACUGGCCACGUGGGCGACGCGCACCUCUGCAAAGCACUUGCGUGGGGCAAUGCCCUAGCAACUAGAGACGCAACAUUCACGAAGUAAAGACAUGUGCAAUCCGGUAGAACAUCACCACAUCAUUGUUCCGCCUCGUUUUGAAGACGUCGAGGAUGAGAAAUACUGUGCUCCGUUCCCUCCUCCGACAUCCCCGGUGUAUGUUCCUUUCUCAGGGAAACGCACGAGGACAUCAAGAGGAUCUGCCCACAGUCUGGCGAGCGAGGAGGAUGAGAAGGUGGGCGGGCUUCUGCUCAGUCAGAUGGAGGAGAAGCCGAUGGCCAAUCAAAGGGAGCCGUGUGCAGCGCUGGACGUGGACAAGCUCCUGUCAGAAAAUGGAAUACCAGCUUUGUGUGAUGUUUUUGGAAAUAUCUCUUUCAAGGGGCAAGGGCAGGAGGUAGAGGACCUCCGUACCCUCCUGGAGGGGUUCCAGCACUGGGGCAAACAGACCUUCCCCCAGCUCACGUUUGAGGACCUGGUCGCACAGCUGGAGGACCUGGGAGGCCGCAUUGAGAUGCAGGCUUGCCUGAGAGCCCUGCAGCCAGACUCUGUGCGGCCUUGUGCUCAGGAUGAGCGCUCAGGCCUGGCGUCGGAGGUCCUCCGUCCCACCAAAGACCCGCCCCAGGGCAGGAAGCUCCGAACCGAGGGGCAGAAGGAACGCCCGCCUCUGGGUCAGCUGACCUGUGAUGUCAUCGACAAAUGGCCGACAGAUUGCAGACUCUCCACAAAAAACUAAGGGGACGAGAGCAAGGCUUAACACUCCAGAGUGUCUACGCUGUACCAAUGCCUUGUCCAUGUCCAGGUCUUGGCUGUAGCGAUGGGCUGGGUUGAUUAUUACUUGUUGAUUGGUUUGUUAGAGCUUAUUCCAGAGUAGAGUAGACAGCAGAAAAGUGCAUAAAUAUGGUAUUUUUAAGGGGCAUCCCUGUUCCCCCCGCCCCAAUCCCUUUGGAAGAACCCUCUAGUGUCUGCAGGCUUUUCAGUCAAACAGUGAAGACCGGCAAUUUUACGAGCAGUGUUGUGGCCUAUCUUGACCCCAUCUGUCACUCUUAACUCAACCUGGAUAAUUAAAUUUCAAAUGAAAGAGA